AAAGCAAACAAUUAACAAUUAUUAUAGUAGCAUAGCUUAAAAUGUUUCCAAAAUUUAACAAAAAUAUUAUAAGUUGCCUAUAUUCGAGAGUGGUGUAGCGUAUAAGCAGUGUUGUCUAUGCUGGAUUCGCAGCACUCUGUGAAUAAGCUGACGGAGCUUUCGUUAUCCAUUGGAAACACUGCGAAGAAAUUAAGUUUGAAAUUGCAGUUCAGUCUUGUCGUGAAUGCAGCGCAGAUCGAUAAUAAAACCAGAAGCAGCGGAGAAGUGCUUUGAACAAAAAAUUCGACACAUAAUUUAAGUAUCCCCGUUUUGGGUUCAUUCUGCAAAAAUUCCCAUACUAAAACGUUGCUUAUCAAAAUCGCAAAACCAACGCAAAAUUCAAAUUCCUCUACAAAAGCAAAAUCAAAAUUGUAAAACAUAGAAGACAAAAGUGUAUAAAUCUAACAAAAAAGCUACAAUUGUGUAAGCUGAAUGAAAUGGUUAAAUCAAAUCCAAACACCAAGCUGGAAUCAAUAGUUCAAUCAAUUUGCCAAGUAAUAAUUGAAUAGAAUAACUAAUCUAGGAAUUGUGUUAAAAGUGUCCCCUAAAAAUUAAACACAUUUGAAAUGAAAAUUUUCGCCUACGUGCAGUGAAAAUUUUUUUCCGAUUUUUAGUAUGUACAUGUACGUUAAAACGCUCGUGGGCACCAUAGCAGGCACAUCGGGUGGAGGAGGCGUCCGGCGAGCUUUUGCCACCCCUACGACCAGCUACUGCUGCUGCUGAUGCGGCUGCUAACGGUUUUCUAGCACGAAACAAAUGGCCAAUGAAAUGUUGUGCACGUCAGCGAACAAUUUGCAAACCAUCAUUAUGCAAAUCAAGUGUAAAAAAUGCCAAAAACUUAAAAACCACUGUAAUAUAGAGUACAAAACAAGGCAACAAUAUUAACGCAAAAAUAAAAACGAAAAGAAAAGGAAGAAAGAAGAAAAAAUAAUCAGCAGCAGUGAAACGGUGCGAAUAAGUAACAAAAGCUAACAGUGCAUUAACAGCCGCAGCCAACUUUGUGUAUUUUUUUGUGUUCUGAGCUUUUCUCUCUCACGCUGCUCUCUCUCCCUCUCUUUCGCUGUCUGUGACUCCCACUAACACUCUCUCGGCUUUGGUUCGACACUCACUCUCUCUCUGUGAAACAAAAGUUCAAUGAAAACUAUAAGCGCGGAUAAUAUUCCAAUGUAUCGCAGCAGUCGGGGGCUGUUGUAGUAAUAGUACACACCAAUACAAGGACACAGAGUGAAAGCUUGCCAGUCAAGGACUGGAAUACGACGCGUAUACGCAGCCAAGAGUCAUCGUCAACGACAACGCCAACGCCAACGCCAAAGCCAGAGUCGAAAGCAAGGCGACAUUUACGUUUUACGCGCGCAACUCUGUAACUAUUUGUGUGCGCGUGUGUGAUAGUGUGCGUAUACGCACGUGUGUCUGUGUGUGCGUGCGUGUGAAUGAGCGCGCGCCAAGUGCAACAUAUCAGAGAUAUAGGAUUAUAGAUACAUAUAGCAGACACACACACGCAUAGCAGACGAACAUCCUUCAAGGACUGCACAAACUAUGCAUUUGAGGCCAUGACAGCCCACAACAGCAUUGACAACGUCCACAAAAUGGACUGCGACCACGUCGUCGAUGCCAAGAAGCUGCUGUUGAUAGCUGACGAUAAUAACAACAAUAAUAAUAAUAAUAAUGACACGCGGCUGCUGCCCGAGCCAGUUGAAUCUCCUACCAAAGCCUGCUCCUCCGAUUUACUAUUCAACAAGGCGCGACGCCGGCGAAGAGCUCUCGAAGCACACAACCAGCUGAAGCAUCCGGAGCAGUCGGAGCACUCUCUUCUACGUCCUCGUCCUCGUGCUCGGCCAGCCAUAAUGGUCGAGUACCGACGCUCAUAUCGAGUGCUCAUCGUGACCGCGCUCCUCGUCAGCUUGGUUGCCAGCUUCAUUACGAUUAGUGCUGGCUUUCCGCUCGAUGGCUCGCAGAACUCCUUCUACACGUUCCGCAAGUGGUAUACCGGCCUCAAUGGCACAUUGGAGCUGGAAUUCAAGACGGAACAGCCCAAUGGCCUCGUACUCUACACGGAUGAUGGUGGCACCUAUGAUUUCUUCGAGCUGAAACUGGUCGAGGGCGCCCUGCGUCUGCGCUAUAAUCUUGGCGGAGGCGCACAAAUCAUCACCGUGGGCAGGGAGCUGCACGAUGGCCAUUGGCAUAAGGUGCAGGUGCUGCGCAAUGAUGAUCAGACCUCGUUGAUUGUGGACGGCGUCUCACAGCAGCGUUCGACCAAAGGCAAAGAGUUCCAGUUUGGCAAGUUUGCCAGCAACUCGGAUGUGUAUGUCGGCGGCAUGCCCAACUGGUACAGCAGCAAGCUUGCGCUGCUCGCACUGCCCAGCGUUAUCUUUGAGCCACGCUUCCGUGGCGCCAUUCGCAAUCUAGUCUAUGCGGAUCAGCCGGGUGGCACCACCAGGCGCCAGGAGAUGAAGCAGCCGCGGGACAUCAAGUGCGGCGAUGCGCCCUGCGACCAUGGCGAGAUGCCAACACGCGAGCGAGGCAUGAGGGGCGUUCGAGGCAACACGACCGAUGCCUGUGAGCGCAACGAUCCCUGCCAGCACGGCGGCAUAUGCAUAUCCACUGAUUCCGGUCCAAUUUGCGAGUGUCGCAACCUUGAGUACGAUGGCCAGUAUUGUGAGAAGGAGAAGGCGCCAUCGGAAGCAACGUUCCGCGGUACACAGUUCCUUUCGUAUGACUUGGGCCAGACGGGCGCCGAGCCAAUUGUCAGUGCCCAAGAUGCGAUCUCUUUCUACUUUCGCACUCGCCAGCCAAAUGGUCUCCUCUUCUACACGGGCCACGGCACCGACUAUCUGAAUCUGGCGCUGCGCGAUGGCGGCGUCUCGCUGACCAUGGGUCUGGCCAAUGGCAAGCAGGAGAUGCACAUUAAGCCAUCGAAGGUGCGCUUCGACGACCAUCAGUGGCACAAGGUUACGGUGCAUCGACGCAUCCAGGAGAUCUCGUCUAUCACCAGCUUCUGUCGGCUCGUCACUGUGGUCGAUGAUGUCUAUACGGAUCACUCGCACAUUGCCGGCAAGUUUACCAUGCUGUCCUCGUCUCGCGUCUACGUUGGCGGCGCUGUUAAUCCACGUGCUUUGCUCGGCGCUCGCGUGCACAACAAUUUUGUGGGCUGUUUGCGCAAAGUGGAGUUCUCCGCAGACACUUUGAACUUGAAUCUCAUCGAUCUGGCCAAGAGUGGCUCAAAGUUAAUUCAAGUGGCGGGCAGUCUGGAGUAUCAGUGUCCUAGUGGCGAUCCUCAGGAUCCUGUGACCUUCACCACACGCGAAUCCCAUUUGGUGCUGCCGCCAUGGGAGACGGGCAAGCAGAGCUCCAUCAGCUUUAAAUUCCGCACCAAGGAACCCAAUGGCAUCAUCAUACUGGCCACCGGCUCCAAGCAGCCGCGUGCCAAGAACCCCGUGCUGAUUGCCAUUGAGCUGCUUAAUGGACACAUCUAUAUACAUCUGGAUCUCGGUUCCGGUGCCUCGAAGAUACGCGCCUCGCGACGCCGCGUUGACGAUGGCGACUGGCAUGAUCUCAUACUGCGACGCAAUGGUCGCGAUGCCAAGGUGGCUGUGGACGGCAUUUGGAAUGAUUUUCGUACACCUGGCGACGGCACCAUACUGGAGCUCGAUGGUCAUAUGUAUGUGGGUGGCGUUGGGCCUGCUUACAAUAAUGUGGCCUGGCCGGCGGCCAUCUGGACGGCAACGUUGCGACAGGGAUUUGUGGGCUGUUUGCGUGACCUGGUGCUCAGCGGCAAGGCGAUCGAUAUAGCUGCCUUUGCACGCGUGCAGGACUCGGCUUCGGUGAAACCUUCGUGCCAUGUGCAGGGCAAUGUUUGCAGCGGCAAUCCCUGCCUCAACGGCGGCACCUGUCUCGAGGGCUGGAAUCGACCCAUCUGCGACUGCUCGGCUACCUUGUAUGGCGGACCAACCUGCGGCAGGGAAUUGGCCACGUUGGCCUUCAAUGGCAGCCAGCACAUGACCAUUUGGCUGGCCAAUGGACAGGGCACCAAGACACAGACCGAGGAGCUCAUUAUACGUUUCAAGACCUCACGUCCCGCUGGAUUGUUGCUCUUGACAAGCGCCGAAUCGAAUUCACCAGAUCGUCUAGAGAUUGCCUUGGUGGCUGGACGCAUUCGAGCAAGUGUCCGGCUGAGCGAUCGGGAGAAGAACCUGCUCGCUGGCCAAUCGGUGCUCAAUGACAAUAAUUGGCACACCAUACGAUUUUCGCGUAGAGCAUCGAAUCUGCGUCUACAAGUUGACGGGGCUCCCCCCGUCAGGGGUAUGUUAUCUGAGACAAUCCUGGGACGCCACAGCACCAUGGAGAUACGUUCCAUCCAUCUCGGUGGACUCUUCCAUGCCGAGGAGGAGAUCCAAAUGACCUCGACCAUGCCGAACUUUGUGGGACAAAUGCAGGGCUUCAUAUUCAAUGGACAGCGCUAUUUGGAUAUCGUAAAGUCGUUGGGACCGGAGCUGUCGGCGCUGCCGAGUGCCACCUUCAAGCUGACCGCACGCUUUGUCAACUCGCCAGCUGGACAACCGUAUCAUGCGGCCACGUUCCGCUCCAAGCACUCCUACGUGGGUCUGGCCAUGCUCAAGGCCUACACAAGCAUCUCCAUUGACUUCCGCUUUAAGACAGUGGAACCAAAUGGUUUGCUCGUCUUCAAUGGCGGCAGACGCAACGAUUUUGUCGCUGUGGAGCUGGUCAAUGGCCACAUACACUACACCUUCGAUCUGGGAGAUGGACCUGUGACGAUGCGGGACAAGUCUCGCAUACACAUGAACGACAAUCGCUGGCAUCAAGUCAGCAUACGUCGUCCGGGACCCAAGACUCAUACUCUGACCGUGGACGAUUCCUUUGAGAUUAUCACGCUGACGGGCAAUAAUAUGCAUCUGGAGUUGGCGGGCAUUUUGUACAUUGGCGGCGUCUUUAGGGACAUGUACUCCAAGUUGCCGGGUUCGAUCUCAUCUCGCUCUGGCUUUGAGGGUUGCCUGGCUUCUUUGGAUUUGGGUGAUACGUCGCCUUCGCUUACCAGCGAUGCAGUUGUGCCCAGCUCGCUGGUUGUAAGUGGAUGUGAGGGACCCACCAAGUGCAGCCAGAAUGCGUGCGCCAAUCGUGGCAUCUGUGUGCAACAAUGGAAUGCGUAUGCCUGCGAAUGUGACAUGACUUCGUACACGGGACCCACUUGCUAUGAUGAAUCGAUUGCCUACGAUUUUGGCAACAACAAGGGCAUGGUGCAGUACACUUUCCCCGAGAAUACGCAGGCGGACACCGAGGAGGACAACAUUGCAUUGGGUUUCAUCACCACCAAACCGGAUGCGGUGUUGCUUCGCGUUGAGAGUGCCACCACACAGGAUUACAUGGAACUGGAGAUUGUGGAGGGCAACAUCUUUAUGGUGUACAACAUAGGCAGCGUGGAUCUGCCGCUGGGCGAGAUUGGAACUAAGGUCAACGACAAUGCCUAUCACGUGGUGCGCUUCUCCCGCAAAGGUGGCAAUGCCACGCUUCAACUGGACGACUACAAUGUGCAGGCACUUACACCGCAGGGCCACCACUCGACCGUGUUCAAUACGAUGUCGAACAUCCAGGUGGGAGGCAAGUUUAGCCGCAACGGUCGCAUAAGGAUCGAGCGUCCGUUUGCUGGCGUCAUUGCCGGUUUGUCGGUGAACAAGCUGCGCAUUCUGGAUUUGGCCGUCGAACGCGAUCCCCAUAUCACCGUGCGAGGAGAUGUUCAAUUGGUAACUGGAGUAUUAGAUAGAAAUGAUCUGCAGAGAAUGCAGCAGACUUUGAAUUCUACUCGACAGACGCCAGCAAGCGGUUACCCGGGUGCCAUAGACGAUCUGAUUUUCUCCGGCGCCGGAUCCGGAUGUCGUGGCGACGACGAAGACGAAUGCACGCCUCCCUUCGAGUCGGGCAGUGGAGAUGAUCUCAUCACGCCGGUCUAUGUGCCACCCACAAAGCAGACAACAACCACACAGCAGGGCAACAGCUUGAGUGUCGAUCGCAACAACAACAACAAUAACACAAGCAACAACAACAAUGGCACAGAGCGUGCCUGCGAUGAUGAGGAUUGUGUGCACGGAUCUGGGGAUUAUGGCGAGACAACGGAACAGUUCACAGCGACAAGCACGGCGAAGGGUGCAGAGUCCAAUAACGAGAUGGUCACCGCUUCGACCACAGGACGCAGCAGCGAUGUCACCACGGAGCAGCAGCAACACAGCAGCACCAGCAGCAGUAGCAGCAGUAGCAGCAGCAGCAGCAGUAGCAGCAGCAGCAGCUUGGGCAGCAGCACUCCCAGCUACAUGACAACGAUGUCGAGUGCUGGAACUGGCAGCAGCAGCAGCACAUCAAUCAGCCAGCCCAGCAGCACCAGCAGCGUGAGCACCACUUCGACACAGCGCACCACCAGCAGCUCGAGCACAACAACAACCACGACGACGACAACAACGACUACCACAACGCCAGUGCCAGAGAUACGGACCACGGUGACAGAACGCGACACCACACAGAAUAUCUAUGAUGCGAUAGGCGGUGGUAUGGGUGGCGGUGGCUCAGGUCACGAUCAUGAGCGUAUGCGACUGCCCGAUGAGCAUUCGUUGCCCCCGAUGCCACCGCAAUUGCCACAACCGGAUCCACCGCCAUACGGACCGUACGGUGGCAACACCUACAACAGCAAUGUGAACAGCUAUCGACCCAAGGGCGGCAAGGGUGGACGCAUCAACUCCAUUGAGGAGGAGCGCACGGCGAUGAUCAUUGGCAUUGUGGCGGGUAUUUUGAUAGCCGUCAUUCUGGUAAUAUUGCUGGUGUUGUGGCUGAAAUCGAAUGGCGAUCGUGGCUACAAGACGGAGAGCGAGAAAGCCGCCGCAUACGGUUCGCACAAUCCGAAUGCCGCCUUGCUGGGCAACACCAGCACCAAUGGCUCAUAUCAUCAGCAGCGGCAGCAUCAUCAGGCCACUGGCGGUGGCUUGCAGGCGGUGCAGCAUCAUGGGCAACAACAGCAGCCGCCGCAUCACAACAACCACAAUGGACACAACAAUGGCAGCGGCGGCGGUGGCAUGAUGUCCAGCGGCAGCGGUUCCUUGGGCUAUGGCAGCGAUGGUCGCCCACAGAUGGCGGGAUUGGUGCAGCCAAAGGCCAAGAAGCGCGACUCAAAGGAUGUCAAGGAGUGGUAUGUCUAAGGAGGACAGGACAACUAACAAAAGCGUCGUCAAAUUAGCAAUAAAACACGUGAUGAUGAACAUCCAUUUACCCAGAAUACACAACAACAACAAGAACAGCAAAAACAAUAAUCUAUAGAGAAAGUAUAAUUAUUUAUUUACAAUUGACUCGUGACGUUAAUUAGACACAUUGACAAAGUGUACAAAUGACGGAAGGAUAAUAAGCGGUGCCCGCACGGAUUGGUUUGUUAUGGCAAUAAUGUUAGCAAAAGGACAUAAAUCAACACACACACACACACACUAACUCAAACACACAGAUACUUUAGCUGCAUAUGCAUUAAGUUUUAAAGGCAUUAAAUCUAGCUGACGGAAAACAAAAAAAGAAAAAUGAAAAAAUACGAUUAAUAAACAUACAUUUUGAGCAAAAAUUAUGCCUAAGAAAUUAUAGCUUCAAACUCAAGACUUGCUAAAAAAAAACAAAAAAAAAAUGAUGCAGCAUAUAUAUACACUCGUAAUAUAUAUAUAUAUACAUAUGUGUGUGUAUAUUAUCAUUAUGUUAUAGUAAACAAAUUAUGCCACUAGCCAAUCAAAUAAUUGUGUAUAAUAUUUCGCUACAAAAAACAAAAUAUAAUCGAAAGAUGUCGAUGAUACAAAAUGCAUACACAAAACUUUAGCGAAAAUUCAAUGUAAACGUAAUUUAAUGAAAUACUUAUAAUGAAUACUUAUACACAUACUAAUACUAUAUAUAUAUAUACAGAUAUAAAUACAUCCAAUUCUAUAUAAAAAACAGUUUCUGUUUGUUGCGUGAACAGCGUGUAAAGUUAUCAAAUGUGGUGCUGUAAUCUAAUGAAAGACGCAGGCAGCGUGCAAUUUAAUGCUACUUAUUAUUAUACAUACAUAUAUAGUAAUGAAAAUACUAAUGAUAAUGAAGCGAAACAUGAUAAUACUAAUGCUAAUGAAUAUAAUAAUGAAGAAAACAAUGAUGAAAUGCACGAAUCUCUCUGCUAACUGAUUGUUUAAUUGAAUUGAAACUGGCUUUAAUUAGUUAAUUGAAUAAUGAAAAUAAUAAUGAUGAUGAUGAUGUGGAUGAGAAACCCAAUUGAAAAACUGUACUCGUAGAAUUCCCCCAAACGCUUUAGUUAAUUUUAUUAUAUAUAUGCAUACUAUAUAUAUGUGUAUAUGUAAGUAAUGCGAUUUCCUUGUUUGCGUGCAGCAAGCGAAAGCGAUUUUUGAUUUGUUUUUUAACCCCAAGGGAGAAAUUCCCACAACAUAUAUACUUUUAAUACAAUGUAUAUGUAUUUGAGACUAUAUAUUGCCAGGGAACUUCUCUGUGCAAUAUGAACUCGGACAUAUCAAUUGACAAGACACCAUCUCACAUACACACACACGCACACUUGACACACACACACAGACAUCGACACUCGACACUGAAGCGAACCUACCUAGCUUUUUUACGAAAAAAUGUGAGCGAAAAUUACUUUACAGCUAAACAAGAGGAAAAUGAAAAACCAAAGUGAAAAAUGAAAAAUGAUAAAUGAAAACGAAAACGAGAACAAGCAACAAUUUUACAGUAUUAGAGCCGCAUUAUGCGUAUUUUUCGAGGCUUACGUGACGUAUACACAAUCAGCAGCUGCAACUAACAAUAAGAAAACUCUCUCACACACUCACACAUUAAAACACUCAUCACGUUGGAAGAUAUCGUUUAGUGAAACGCUUUCUUUGAUUUGGCAGCUAUUUCAAUUCAUUUAUACACUCACACCACACAAACACACACACACACACAUACACACACGCCCAUGUCCAAGGACUUAGCUGAAUUGAGUUGUUCAUUGUUAUCCUGAAUUAACGUUUAACCAAUCGACGGUUUAUACCAAUAUCGAAUGUACUAUUUAUACAUAUAUACAUAUAUAAAUAUAUCUAUUUACAUAUACAACAAUAUAUGUGUAUAUUUAACAUCUAACUGCAUACAUAUAUAUACUGCAUUUCAAACAAAUUUUUGAUAUAUUUUCGAGUGUUUUGAAACCUCAACUUGUAUACAACCGAAAUACCACAUGACGAAAACUAGCGAAUCUAGCAAAAUGAAGGACACCUAGGACAAUUACAACAAAACAAAAAACACAAUACAAUGCACACAAAUUUAUACAUAUAUAUACUCUAUACAAAUGAAUGACCCUUCUUACAUAAUAAUACUAAUACAUUCAUACAUACUCUACUCUUUAUAUAAACUUAUACAUACAAAACAAAAUCAUACAAUACAUGCAUAUAUACGAUAUAAUGUAAAAUUAAUUAUUAUUGAUUAUUAUUAUUACGAUUAUGAUUAUCAUUAUGUCCCUUCGCGAUUUGAUAAUUAAUUGAUAAUUAAAUUCAAAUGCUGUUGAUAACUACUACUAUAUAUUUAAAAAACCAAAACAAAACAAAACAAAUUCCCACUUAUGUAAUGAAACACAAACACUCUCUCCAAAUGGCUACGACAAAUUUCUAUCUUCACAAUGUUAAUGCUGCACAAGGAAAUCUCUGCAUUUAAAAUAAAAAAAAAACAAAAACAAAGCAACCAAAAAAAAAACAAAGAAAAAGCAAAUAAACCACAAAGUUUAUUCAUUUCUCGAUUGAUAUCAACUCAAAUCUUUUGCCUUGCGAAUAUUCAAAAUGCACACUAAAAAACCGAAAAACCAAAAAAAUUAAAAUUUAACUUAUUGAAAAUUCUACACACGCCAUGCAAAUUGUUUAAAAACCAAUAUUAGAAAAAGGUAAAACCAAAAAAAAAAAACCCAAAAAAACGAAAAAGAAAAAAGAAAACCAAUUAAAUCAA
This is a messenger RNA of Drosophila nasuta, 10023 nucleotides long. RefSeq names its product Neurexin 1 (gene Nrx-1). Lineage: Eukaryota; Metazoa; Arthropoda; Insecta; Diptera; Drosophilidae. Bases 1590 to 7235 code for a protein of 1881 amino acids. The transcript has 13 exons. The record is from RefSeq and is a predicted model, not a curated record.